Molecule: messenger RNA, 480 nt
Organism: Knipowitschia caucasica
Lineage: Eukaryota; Metazoa; Chordata; Actinopteri; Gobiiformes; Gobiidae
Source: the annotation of a GenBank genome assembly
AUGAAGACAGUGGUUGUGCUCGCCUCCUCCGUGCUUUUGCUGCCAUUGCUGCUGGCGGACUUUUCCCCUCAGGAUUCCACAUGUAAAGCAAUAUGGUUGUUCAAUCUUCCUUGUGCCAGACCCAACCGUGCUCUGGUCCGUCAGGUUAUGAAUUGGAGCUCGAAUAAAUGUGCUGAUGAGGAGGAAAAGUGCAUGUAUAAGGUGGUUCGAUCUACCUCUUACUUUCUGGAGGUUAUGCACACAUCUCCGGACUCCAGUCAAACUACUGUGAUGUAUUUUGACUUCUACCCUCCACAACACUCCAACUUUUGCAAAAUCUGGGCCUACGCAGUGACUUCUCCCUUCAAUGCCACCAACGCUCGCGAGUUCUGCCUCUUCCACAAUCUCUUUCAAGCGAGUGGACUGACCACUGUUCCAGGAUUCAGAGAAAUCACCGAUGUUCGCAUGUGUCCUUCCGUUUCUACCGCCACAUGUUUGUAA